Messenger RNA from Helianthus annuus (common sunflower), 1278 nucleotides. Its product is annotated as FCS-Like Zinc finger 14. The record is from RefSeq and is a predicted model, not a curated record. Lineage: Eukaryota; Viridiplantae; Streptophyta; Magnoliopsida; Asterales; Asteraceae. The coding region runs from base 268 to 975 and encodes 235 amino acids. The transcript is spliced from 2 exons.
GGCCUGUUUCAUAGAAGAAGCAGAGGAAGAGAGCAGGUGGCCUUCUCUCUUAAGCCAUCUCUCUCCCCCUUCCUUCUACACACACACAUACACACCUACAUAUAUGUGUGUAUAUGUAUAUGUGUGUAUAUAUACACUUAAACUAGAGUCUCAAUAAGUUAAUAACCCUGUUUUGUUUCUGAUGAUUUGUAUGUUAAAUUGUUAAUUCAGCAAGUUAAGAAAAAAAAGGUUGAAUUUUGAAAUACCCAUAUAAAAUCUUGUCUAAAAAUGGCAGAUUUUAAGAGGGAAAGCACUAAAAAGUCAAGAUUAUCUCUAAAAACACUACCUUUUUUCUUAUCUUCAUCAACUUCAAAUGAUCAAAACAAGUCACUAAAAAGAUUUAGGGAGCAAAACGGUGUCGUCGGGCUGGGAAUUGUGGUAGCUUUGAGUGAUGAAUCAUUGGUUCAUAGUACGCAAAACCCGGUUUUUUCGGUUUCUCCUAGAUCCAACCCAAUUCCCAUAUUUAGCAAACACUCAACUCAAGAUGUUGAGAUUGAGUUAUUGGAGGAGUAUACAUGUGUGAUAUCACAUGUGGGGAAUAAUUUGAUCAAGAAAAGAGAGUAUUUUGAUGAUGGAGUUAAGAAAAAAAGUUGUGUUAAUGGUGGUCAUGUUACUACAUAUUGGGUUAGCACUAAUGGUGGUGGUGGUGGAGUGUUUUGUUCACCGUCGCCUCCGGUGGUUGUUGGUGGUGGGAUGGUGUUUGAGGAUGUGGAUUUCUUGAGUUCAUGCCAUCUUUGCAAGAAAAAGCUUCAUGGAUUGGAUAUUUUCAUGUACAGAGGUGAGAAAGCAUUUUGUAGUGAAGAAUGCCGGUACAAGCAGAUAUCGGUCGAUGAACACAAAGAAAAGUAUGCAUCGGGCACAAGGAAACAAUCAGAACGUGUCGACUCUCUAUGCUCAAGCCCUAUGCAGUUUCUUGCCGGGAUGGCUAUAGCAUAAAGGUUUUUGAUUUAUAUAUAUACACAUAUAUAGAUAUAAAUAACGAAAAUGAAUACAUGUUUUGGUUCAAAACGAACCCAAAAUAAGUUAUUUAUGUUCGAUAGCGAUGAGAACAAUGAAGGAUGGUGAUGUUUGGAAUCUAGGGUGAAAUGAGGGGAUUUAGGGUAGUAUUUGUUUAUGACUAUGAAGUUUUUUUGACAGAUUUUGGUUGUUAUAGUUUUGUAAUCUUUCAGUUAAUGGUUGGAAGUUGAGACUUAAUGUUUCAAAAAUAACUAAUUAUUAAAUUGAAUGUUUAAAAGUCAA